CCCCCUUUUGAGCCCAAAAGACAAAAAUAUGCUUUUAUGGUACAUCCACCGGACACAGCGACAACCGGAUGAGCCCCCGUCUCUUCCGCCUCCUCUCGUCCGGCUGGCGUGGCUUCCUUCCGGGCUUGCAGAAGAAAAGUUGCGGGGAGGUUCAGAGGCAAGCGGGGCUCUAAAACAGAAUGGACAGCCAGGGACGGAAAGUGGUAGUGUGUGACAACGGCACCGGGUUUGUCAAGUGCGGCUAUGCUGGCUCCAACUUCCCAGAGCACAUCUUCCCGGCGCUGGUGGGCAGGCCGAUCAUCCGCUCCACGGCUAAAGUGGGGAACAUUGAGAUCAAGGAUCUGAUGGUGGGGGACGAGGCCAGCGAACUGCGCUCGAUGCUGGAGGUCAACUACCCCAUGGAGAACGGCAUCGUGCGCAACUGGGACGACAUGAAGCACCUGUGGGACUACACCUUCGGGCCCGAGAAGCUGAACAUCGACUCGCGCAACUGCAAGAUCCUGCUCACCGAGCCGCCGAUGAAUCCCACCAAGAACCGGGAGAAGAUCAUCGAGGUGAUGUUUGAGACGUACCAGUUUUCAGGUGUCUAUAUAGCCAUUCAAGCCGUGUUGACACUCUACGCUCAAGGCCUUCUGACUGGCGUGGUGGUGGAUUCUGGCGACGGCGUGACGCACAUCUGUCCUGUGUACGAGGGAUUCAGCCUGCCCCACCUGACCAGACGUCUGGACAUCGCUGGGCGGGACAUCACCCGCUACCUCAUCAAGUUGCUGCUGCUGCGAGGGUACGCCUUCAACCACUCGGCCGACUUCGAGACGGUGCGUAUGAUGAAGGAGAAACUGUGCUACGUGGGCUACAAUAUCGAGCAGGAGCAGAAGCUUGCGCUGGAGACCACCGUGCUGGUGGAGUCGUAUACGCUGCCAGACGGCCGCGUGAUCAAGGUGGGCGGCGAGCGCUUCGAGGCGCCCGAGGCGCUCUUCCAACCGCACCUCAUCAACGUGGAGGGCGUGGGCGUGGCCGAGCUGCUCUUCAACACCAUCCAGGCGGCCGACAUCGACACCAGGCCCGAGUUUUACAAACACAUUGUCCUGUCGGGGGGCUCUACCAUGUACCCGGGGCUGCCCUCACGACUGGAGCGGGAGCUCAAGCAGCUGUACCUGGAGCGCGUGCUCAAGGGCGACGUCGACAAGCUAUCGAAAUUCAAGAUCCGCAUCGAGGACCCACCCAGGCGAAAGCACAUGGUGUUCCUGGGCGGGGCCGUACUGGCUGACAUCAUGAAGGACAAGGACAACUUCUGGCUCACGCGCGAGGAGUACCAAGAGAAGGGGGUGCGCGUUCUGCAAAAGCUGGGUGUCACUGUCAGAUAAAAAAAAAAAAAAACAACGCGCGCGCAUCCAAACACCCAUGAAAACACACACACAAAAAAAAUAUAUCUAUUUAUCCUUCUCCUCUUUCCAGCCUUUCACCUCUCCUUUUACUCCUUCACCUCUUCUGGUAAACAAUUCCAUCUUUUUUGCACAAUUCCCAUAUCGUUUGAAAGGAAUGGAGAGAAAAAAAAAAAAAAAGAAAAAGUUGGCGUUGCCACAAUGGCAGAGAACGUCGGGGAUGUCUCGAAGGGGGCAGCCUUAUGAAUUUUUUGAUAUCACAAUCAGGGUCCACCCAGUGUUUUUAUUUUUAUUUUUUUUGUUGCCCCACAUCAGAUUUUUUUUUUUUUUUUUCCGAGGAAGAGGGAUAACUUAUUUUCCUUUUUGUUUAUUCAUUUUUAUUUUUCCCCCCGCCGGUCUUUGUUGCAGUGCACCACUACCAUUUGUAAUUGGAGUGUAACCGUGGUAACAAAAGUUUGGUUUGCAGUUCAAAUGAGUUGAGGUUGAACUCCUUUCAAAGCAGGGUAUUCCCCCCCGCACAUUUGGCUCCUUCACAGGAACGACGACGCCGCCGCGGGUGGAAAUGCAACGUAUUCUUAUGGCGGCGCUAUCCCUCCGGUCAUAAUUCUGUGAAAUAUUUGUAUGCAACACUUGUAGACCGUAAAUAUAAAGCGGAUGAAAAAUUGUUUGACGAGUUCAUCCUGCCGCUGUUCGGACCCAAAAAGAUGUCGUAUACGGUGGAAUUCAGACUUUUCUGGCAAAUUCAGUUAUGAGGUUUUGACCGUUUACGGUGGUCCUGAUUUCAAGGUUAAUAAUGGGGGUGGAACAAGUUAGCUGGCUAGAAAACAACUGAAUUUGACAAAAUCCAAAUUUUCCCAGGUGUACUGUCGCUAAAAUAUGCUAAUGUGAAAGAAAAGCCGCGAUUGCAGUAAAUGUUUAUACAAAAGUCCCUCGUCGACCUUAAAACUAAAACUUUGCAAUGAAAAAUUAUAAGUAAUGUGCGCUAACAAGUUCAUCUGGUGUCUUUUGAAACAUGGUUGCUCUGUAAAGAGAUAAACGGAGGCAACCGUGUACAUUUUCAUGAGCUUCUACGCGUUUCUGCCAUUAAAACUACCAUCGUGUCAAAGUGGGAACAUAAGCGGAGCCUCGCUAUUUUUGGAUGCACGGGUUAGCUGGAAAACAAACCGCGACAGAGGCUCUUUCGUUGCCAUUCGUGAUCUUUUUGCGAAGCGCAACGCGUCGCUGACUAAGUCACGCUAGUGGUGAGGUGAGCUUGGAAUGAACGGGGGAGGUUGGAACCGAAUGGCACCAACAAUUUGGUUCAAAACCCCGCGUGCCCCCCCCCCCCAUUAAUUAUGGUUAGGAAUUUACCUUGGAAUCGGUGUGGCUGCUCCAUGAAAAUGUCUAUUUUGGGGAACCCUGCCUUAAAGGAGCACGUGUCCAAAAAAAAAAAAAAAGACGCAAAAGAUGCUUUCUCUGAUUUCUUUGUGUGACGGUACUUCCCGGCGCGAAAGGGGGUUUCAUCUGCCUUAGUGUUGAUCAAAAAGGCCUGGUGUUGUAUAUUUACUCAAAAGGCAGCAAAGUGUGGAAAAUGCUGUUUGUUUUUCUUUCCUUUUGGUCCCCCCGGGAUGAUCAAUACUGGAGGCACUUCACCUUGUUGGUGUGAAUUUUUUCUUUUAUGGAUUGUAUAUUUUUCUUUUCCUCCUUUUCCGUGGAUGUCUUAUCCAGUGCCAAGUGCGGUUCGUUUUAUUGUACGUCUCUGCUAUUUUUUUUUUUUAAUUUUUUUUUUUUUGGUCGCCACCAUUUUGUUUUGACUGUUGUUCAUAGCAUAACUGGCUAAUGCUGAUUUAAAUAAAAGUGAUUUAUAAGGA
Molecule: messenger RNA, 3232 nt
Organism: Syngnathoides biaculeatus (alligator pipefish)
Lineage: Eukaryota; Metazoa; Chordata; Actinopteri; Syngnathiformes; Syngnathidae
Product: actin-related protein 2-A
Exons: 9
Coding region: 180-1364 (394 amino acids)
Biological process (GO): Arp2/3 complex-mediated actin nucleation
Cellular component (GO): Arp2/3 protein complex; actin cortical patch
Molecular function (GO): actin filament binding
Source: RefSeq, a predicted model, not a curated record